Pseudopodoces humilis (Tibetan ground-tit) is the source of this 3642-nucleotide messenger RNA. It is a transcript of the gene PCYT1A, whose product is annotated as phosphate cytidylyltransferase 1A, choline. NCBI's taxonomy places the organism in Eukaryota, Metazoa, Chordata, Aves, Passeriformes, Paridae. Gene Ontology annotation, molecular function: choline-phosphate cytidylyltransferase activity; phosphatidylcholine binding. Gene Ontology annotation, biological process: CDP-choline pathway. The record is from RefSeq and is a predicted model, not a curated record. Gene Ontology annotation, cellular component: endoplasmic reticulum.
GGCUGGGCUGCGGAGCUGUGCGCCGUCCUCAGGAAUUCUGAGAGCUGUGAUGCUCCUCUGUAGUCCUCACUCGCCGUGGAGGGAGGUGCAGGAAGCUGCAGGUGGCCUCUCUGUCCCCACCCUGGGAUGCUGCCACACCAGGACCCUGGCAAAGAUUGGGGUGGUCAGAAACAGUGCUUUCUGGACGUGCUUGGCAAGAUGGAGCCGCCGACCUCCUCCAGGCUGAAUUCCCGAAAGAGAAGAAAAGAUGGAUCAGGCCCUAAUGGGGCAACAGAGCUGGAUGGAAUCCCUCCAAAAAUGUCCCGACGCUCACUUGGGCUGAGGGAGCCAGCUCCAUUCUCAGAUGAAGUGGAGAUCGACUACAGCAAGCCAUACAUCAGAGUAACAUAUGAAGAAGCCAUGAGAGGGACCCCUUUGGAUCGCCCUGUCAGAGUUUAUGCUGAUGGAAUAUUUGACUUGUUCCAUUCUGGACAUGCCCGGGCCUUGAUGCAAGCAAAGAACCUCUUCCCAAACACAUACCUCAUUGUUGGAGUCUGCAGUGACGAGCUGACCCACAACUUCAAGGGUUUCACGGUAAUGAACGAAAACGAGCGUUACGAUGCUGUGCAGCACUGUCGUUAUGUGGACGAGGUGGUGAGAAAUGCCCCCUGGACCCUCACACCCGAGUUCCUGGCAGAGCACAGGAUCGACUUUGUUGCACAUGAUGACAUCCCCUACUCUUCUGCUGGCAGUGAUGAUGUCUAUAAGCAUAUAAAAGAAGCAGGCAUGUUUGCACCGACCCAGAGGACUGAGGGCAUCUCCACAUCCGACAUCAUCACGCGCAUCGUGCGGGACUACGACGUCUAUGCCAGGCGGAACCUGCAGCGGGGCUACACGGCCAAGGAGCUCAAUGUCAGCUUCAUAAACGAGAAAAAAUAUCACCUCCAGGAACGUGUGGACAAGGUGAAAAAGAGGGUGAAGGAUGUAGAGGAGAAGUCAAAGGAAUUUGUCCAGAAAGUGGAAGAGAAGAGUAUUGAUCUCAUUCAGAAGUGGGAAGAGAAGUCCCGGGAGUUCAUCGGCAAUUUCCUGGAGAUGUUUGGCCCAGAGGGCGCAUUGAAACACAUGCUGAAAGAGGGCAAGGGCCGGAUGCUGCAGGCCAUCAGCCCAAAGCAGAGUCCCAGCAGCAGCCCCACACACGACCGCUCGCCAUCUCCCUCCUUCCGCUGGCCCUUUUCCACCAAGACUCCUCCUUCCUCACCUGCCAACCGCUCCAGGAACAAGUCUGCAGUCACCUAUGACAUCAGUGAGGAUGAAGAGGAUUAACCUACCUGCCAGGAUUUGCUGCAGACCGCUAAUCACUGAAUCCUAAGUCCAGACCCACUGGGGAACUCUAAAUGAGCAAGAGAGCCAUAGGAACAGGGCUGAUGGUGAGCACAGGGCCUUGGAGGCACCCGUUGCUCUUAGCAAGGGCUGUUGCCUGGAAGCACAUUCAAACCUCCUCUCCCUUCUUCUCCCUAAGUCCCCUUUUUAUUGUUUACGUUCUAGCGGUUUCCAGGGUGAAGAUGAUUUUUAUAUAUUAAGAAAAUAUUCGUUAAAAGGGCAAAGAAUAGCACUCAAGCGUGGCUUUUGUUUUGGUUUCUUUUCCCUUGUUAAGCCUCCAGGCAAAAGGGAGAGUGGGAAGACCCAUCUGUCUUCUUCUUUCCUUCGGCUCCUCUGUUUUAUCCCCCCUACCCCCAGGCACUAUCUGUGCCACUGCCAAACGAAAGACCCCUCAGUUCCUCAACCAGCAUGACCUCGAGAGCACACACAAAGCAGUGGUGUAAUGAGGCUUCUAGGAAAUAGAGACAUCCCUUCUGGGCUGGAGCCGAUAGGAAUCUAUCCAGCAGACCUGUAGUGCUUGCAUGGCUCUUAACUGAGCUUCCCAGUGUGUUGCAGUGAGGACGUGCUGGGCAGGGGGUACCAGCUUGGCACGCAGGAGUUACACCCGGGAAGGACUUGCAGCACUGUAGAGUGGCACACCCCAUAAAGUGCACAGCAUUCACAGCUCCAGACAGUGGAGGGGCUGCAGGGGAAAGGCCUUUCCAGCUAAUCUUAACAAGACUGCUAAAUCCUGAGGUAAAAUUGAGCCCUGAGUUGCUGUUGGAGAGAAGAGAAUGAAUCUUUGCUUCAAAGCACUUGCUGUCAUGCAUUUCCUUGAGUGUGUGAGAGGCCAGGUAGGAAAUGAAUGUGUGUAGUCUUUUGAGAAAUUCCUUGUUCCAGUCUGUGGUGUGUUACACGUUUUAGUGUCUGUCCAAAUGGUCCCUCAGCAUUGUGCUGUGUGUGUGUUUGUGUUUCAGUUGCUGUGCUCUAGGGGCUGGAGGAGUCCUUCACACUGGUGCCAUGAAGUCGCUGCUCUAAGGGCAAAGCAGCUAGUUUGCUGCCCAUGUCAGUGUGUGUGCAGCUGGACAGAUGAAGGGCCCCAGUCCUGUGUGACAGUUACCUGGAUUGUGUAGUACAUGCACAAAUCCAUGCCUGCUCACUCUGCUCCAUGAGGCAGGGUGGAAGGAGCAUCAGAGAGUGCUGCAGCUUUUUAAGGUUAUUUAAAUACACAGUGCUCGUUUGAGUCCAUGGUCCAAGUUGUGCCUGCUGUCAUGUCUGUGAUACACACCGAGCUUUGUGGCCUGUGGGUCCCCAAGGGGACUUGCCCUCCCCAUAGCUGAGCAGAGCAGGUUGGUGCACCCUGUUCUGCACCUAGCACUGGAGAAAUUUGCCUUGCUGUCUUGUAGCUGUGGAGCUUUUCUGCCAGGGUUUGGUUCUGUUACCCACUGUCUCUGGGUGGAGCUGCUGGGCUGAGUUGCCUGUAUCCUGUGGUGCUGGAAACAAAAAGAGGACAGCUCAGACCUCUGUCAGCAAUGCUGCAGGGAGGUCUCCAGAGCAGGAUGUGAGGCUUGGGGAGCAGCAGAUGCAAGGAGGAAACUCAUCAAGUGCUGCCACAAGCUCAGCACGCUGUGAUGCUUCCAGAGCACAUGGUGGCCCUGUGGUAGGAACAGGCUGCAGCUUCUUUCCAGCUUUUGUCUUAAUGGUCUUUUGUCAUGCUGCCCAAAGGACUUGACAGAGGUUCUGUGCUUCUCUUGAGGCCAGAAUCACUAUGGGAAAGGGUGUUUUGGGGAUCCCUAAUCUGCCACUUGGACCUCUUUCAGCAGGGAUGUGCACAGCUGUGGGAGCAUGGCUGGCUGCUGUGGAUUUUAAACUGUAAGGAGCAAAUAACAGUGACAUGGUAGAAUCCAGUUAUUAAUCCUCUGGUUUAUGAGUGGUAGAACACUUACUUUGUAUCACCCACAUUGUCUCUUCCCAUAUCUUCCCUUCCUCACCCUUCCCUCAGUACGGAUGUUGCGGUUGCUUCCCUGAGCCAAUUCACAAAGGCCAGGCUGCUUUAGAGCCUUACUACUGUUUUAAACACAAGUUAUGCAACAGUGUUCUGUAAGUUUGGGUAACCAUGGUGUUUUGGAUGGUGGCUUGUUCUGCAGAGACCUUAACACACUUGGUCUCUCUGCAAAAUCUGGGGUGCUUGGUAAGAAGACAGCUGUGGUUUUACAUGUAGCUUGGAAUAACAGAGCUGUUUCUUGUAACCAAUAAUUUCUGCUUCCUCCUUGCACUGAAAUUAAAUUGGACACUGAAAUCCCA